UGUACAGUAUAUUUUACAGAUUGUAAUGAUGUCAUGUAAGAACAUCAACAAUGUUUCAUCAUCAGCCGAUACACGGAAAAAAUGGAAUAUGUUUGCAUUUUCGUGUCUAAAAAAAGAUUUUCAUGUAGAACUUUAAUGAAAACAAAACAAGAACCACAAUUAUAAUAUUUGCACGAAGAACUCUUAAAAUACUUAAUCGCUUGACAUUAGUAUUAAUAUUUAAUAUCCUUUGACAUUCAAAUGAAAACUUAUAGAUUUGUGGUUCGUUUUACGUUCUCAUUAAAAUAGAGUACGAAAUGCACGAAGUAUAUACGUUGCAUGCAUCUUUUGCUUCAAACAAUGCGAAUAGACAUAAAAUAUUAAGUUGACGAACUAGUGACAAGAUGAUGUGGUGUGUUUAAUCGCUAGAGUUAUCACGACUUAAUUAAUUAACACGCAUUAAAAUUCAUAAAUCCUGGAUAAUUUUGCAAGUUGAAGUUGUUGGGCUCCGUGAUGAUUAGAUAUAGGAAGAACUUCUGUUGACUUUUUACUUUUUAUUUUGCCGGCUGUAUUUAUAGGGAUAUAAAAAAACAAUCAUGGUUCCUAAACUGCUCAGGUCAUGUUUUUUCGCCGUUACAUGUUUCAUCCAAUUGUCAUCCUUAUCUCUUGCCCAGGGACCACCAAAGUCAGCAUGUCGACCAAUCGCAGAUGUCAUAUUUCUUUUGGAUGGAUCGGACAGUAUAUCCGAGCAGGAAUUUAGUGAACAGCUUCAAUUUGUACGAAGUUUUGUCCAACUUUCUGACAUCAGUCCGGAAUCGAUACGUGUCGGCUUGACUGUAGUCAGUAGUACCAUUGGCGACGAGUUCCCGCUAUCGCUAAACUCAACAAAAGAAAACUUGGUGCAAGUACUUAACAGUUUAAACCAACCACAGGAGGGGAGCAGGACCGAUCUUGGAUUGGUGGAAAUGGAACAAUUAUUUAACAGACAUGCAAGACGUGGUGUGUUACGUAUUGGGGUCAUUCUAACAGACGGACGGGCCAAAUAUGUCCGGGCAACUGAGGGUGAAGCACGAGUUAUAAAAGACGCUGGCGUCUUUCUAAUCGCCGUCGGUGUUGGUAGACUUAUCAAGUUCACUGAAUUAGAGAAAAUCGCAUCAACAAAAAGAAAUGCAUACAAUUUGGAACCAAUUGCUGAGUCAACUAAAUACCUCGCUGACACUGUCAACUUCCUCGGCAAGGAGGCGUGCACAGGUCAUAUACUUGUAAACGAGUUAGACAUGAAGCCCCCAGGAAGGGCUUCCGGAAGUAGCAUGGCAAAAAAGCCAGUGCAGACUUUAACGAGUAAAGCACCAUCAUUAACAACUAUACCGGCAGUGCAGAUAGCAGAUUAUUCACUGAUUGAUUUGAACACUUUAACUGGUGGAGUCAGUGGACAUAAUGUUAUGGGUGAUAUGCUUAAAGCAAACAGUCUUAUGCAAAUAAAGAACACAUUCGACGUAAAAAUGGAGCCAUUUGAAGCACUGAAAUCCAUAAAGUCUAAAAUUCCAAUACCACAGCCUGCAGAACAACUAAAAGAUGUUUUACAAACAAAGUUUGCAGGACCAAAUAUCAAUAUUCAGAUGUUAGGGCCCUCAAAUACAAAAAUGCCGUAUGUUUCCUACAAGAUGGGUGAUGGACAGAGAUCUUUCACAAGGUUUACGGCUCCUCAUUUAGUAAACACUCCAUCUCCUUUUUCGAUCAACCGCACAACGCCCUCGAAGACCACAACGUCUGCGGCUAUAAACAUCCCCGUUAUUAACACUACGCCAAAGUCGCCACCUACAACAAUAGCCGUCACUAAAUCUCAUGCAAAAGUCGUGCAGUCCCGAGAACAAAGUCCAACACCAAGCGAGACAGCGGAUAUGAUCAUUAAGUCACUGACUGCCAGUAAAAACACAUUUAAUGAUUUUCUUCUGGAUAUGGGUCCCGCGAAUGGAGUCACACCUAAAGUAAAACCUACUAUAGAUAUUUUUCCCGAAAUCACUCCUACGAGGGGUGUUGGUGUUGAAUUUCAAGGACCGACCGCUGCUGAAACUUUAGCAUUCCUUAAACAGGAAAUCACACCCCCGAGAACCUAUGAGGAACACAUGAACCCAAUUUUUCAAAUGUUUGACGUCACAGACCCAAAUAGAAAUACUAACUUGAGAACAAAAGCAGUGACUGUCCAACCAACUACGACGACAGUAUCACCAAAAGAAGCCUAUAAGAGGGCAGAAAUGGCCGCCAUGAGAGAUCGUUGCUCAAAAGGACGUUUUGUAGAUGGUAUUGCGUACAUAUCUAAGCCGGGAACAUGUUCUGAAUUUUUGCAAUGUUACAAAGAAGCUAAUGACUUACACGUUCGGAUCGCUAGAUGUCCUUUCGAAACCUUCUUUGAUGACGUACACUCUGUAUGUAGACAUCACGAACAACUUACGUGUUUGACAGAUCCGUGUGUCGACACUACUGUAACAUCCUACGAUCAUCCGGGCAGCUGUCGUGCAUACUGGCAUUGCGAAAGAAGAAGGUCCAGACCCGCAUGCUGUCCAUCCGGUACAUCAUACGUCCCUGGGUUUGGAUGUGCACGUAAUGCCACGUGUUCAGACACGUGCAUGGAUUUCGGAAACCUUAAUCAAGUCAUACAUGCAUCAAAGUGCAAGCUGCUGGCAAUGGAUGCUGAUCCUCAUUUUUUCUUCGAGCACGUGGCCGGCAUGGGAUGGGUAGUGCGCACGUGCGCACAGGGGUCAAAAUUUGAUCAGAUCCUUUGUAAAUGUAAAGGGGCAAAUGAAAUUAUAGUGGAUGUGUGCAAGCCAGAGUUGUACAUGGACUUCCAGGGUGGACUAGUAGAUGUUUCAGGGAACAAUCUCGCUAUGGGUAUAUACAAUGUCGAGUUGGACGGCGGCACGGGAGCAUUCUUUGGGAAAUCUCAUCUGAAGCUGUGGCGAUUUUCUGGAAUGUCUCUGGGACAGCACGUGACUAUUAGUUUCCGGUUCCGGAUAAGCGUUACAGCGAAAAAGGGCAGGUUGAUGCACAUAGUUUCGAACUGCUGUUACAGUUGUGGAGCUGAACCACAGCCGUCACUGGAUAUUGCUAUAAUUCCUGCGGACCAAGGAGGCGUGGCCGUGUUCAGCACUACGACAAAAGAAGCUGGGGAAAUAUUCUUAUUUGUACCCUUUAAAGACACUUUUACAGGUUGGAAUAAAUUAGAGUACAGAUACGAUGGUCAGAGUAUACGAGGUACAGUAAAUGGACAAUCUGCACAGAAAAACAUAGUCGGCAACAUACUGGGUAGGUCCGAGCCUUUGUUGAUCGGAUCAUGCGGGGUAUCAAAUGCUUACGACGGAUUUCUAGAUGAGUUCAAGUUCUACAUGUGUAACCCCUGAGGAAUACAGAUGUUAGAAAGUGUGGACUUUACUGAAACUGAAAUGGUGGCAUCGUCGGCAUGGAGCAGAUUAUUUGCCUCUCUUUUGAAGCCUUUAUAGUUAUAGUAUAUAUGAAGAAUGAGAACACUGCUCCAUACAUCAGGACAUGUGUAACAUAUCUUUGUUAUUUAAUUUUUAUUUCAUCAUGCAGUUAUUCAGUGUGUAAUAAUAGCAUUUUAUCAUAAAUGCUUGUCAUACUCAUUAAAUGAAAUGUCAAUAAAAUGUCAGCUAUCUACACAUUUGUAGAAGUAAGAGUCUAUUUAAAUUCAAAUCAAAUGUUUGAAAUAAAUUAUGAAUAUAAAACUGCAAAUGUAUUGCAGCAGAAGUGUCAAGUAUGCAAUGAUUUACACAUAAAAAUGAUGCAAAUAUGGUUAUCUCUAAUACCAUCAUUAGCACUUUCUAGCCAGAGCAGGCCAGAACUAUUUCGUCACUUAUGAUAUAUUGAAAGAUGGACUUUAUUUUUUUUUUUUGUAAAACCGUUCAUUUUGAUGCGUUGAAGCAUUUUUGUUAUCUGUAUAUAUUUAUUAUUAAAUGGUGUAAUGUUGUUUAUGUAUACAUUGAUAAUGAAAGAAUAUAUAUAUUAUUAUAUUAUAUGGAAUGAUUAUUUGAUAAAUGUUGCAUUGUAUUCAUUACAAGUAUGUCCGAAUGGU
This is a messenger RNA of Mercenaria mercenaria, 4066 nucleotides long. RefSeq lists its product as uncharacterized. The transcript is spliced from 14 exons. Gene Ontology annotation, molecular function: chitin binding. NCBI's taxonomy places the organism in Eukaryota, Metazoa, Mollusca, Bivalvia, Venerida, Veneridae. The record is from RefSeq and is a predicted model, not a curated record. Gene Ontology annotation, cellular component: extracellular region. Bases 576 to 3377 code for a protein of 933 amino acids.